AUGACUCUAGAAGAAGCGACCAGCCGCCAGCGCGACCUCCGACACGAGACCAGCACGUUGCGGACCAGCCAGAAGAAACUCAACGCUCAUGUUCGCAAGCUGCAAACGAAGUCUGAUGCCAAGAACAAACUGAAGGAGAAAAUGCUCAAUAUACAGAAGAAGGUCCAAGGCAUUUGCACUCUCCAAGAGGCGAUCAAACAACUAGAGGAAGACAAGGACCGCUACAAUGCAGAAUUGAAGGAGUUGCGGGCGGCUACUGAGGGCUUCAAGAAGGACUUGCAAGACAAGGAGGAUGCUAAGACUGACGCCGCCAAAAAGAACAGAUUAAUAAUAGAAUCGAAACGCAACUACAUCGCCAAAGUAGUGAAAGCCGUAGACAGAAUCAAGACGGUACUAUCCGAGCUGCGCCAGCACGAGGAGAAGAAAAUCCCGCUACAGAUGAAGAUGUUCAAUGAGCUCAACGACAAGCUGUCAGACAAGAGGAAACAGAUACUCAUUGACGAGAGCGUGCUGGGGAAGCGGAGGCAUAUCUUGAGGGACGAAAUUGCUAAGCAAGAGCUCAAUCAACGAGACUUGGCCGACAACCUCAAACUGCGCGGCAUCCAGACAGAGAUAGAAAAUUGCGAGAAAGAGAUCUCCGAGAUAGCGGAGAAGACUAACGGUUUCAACAUGGACCUGCUGAAGGAAAAGAGUGCCCUUGCAACCAAGGAGAAGCAGAUUAGCAAGGAGAGAGAACAGAAUAAAGGGAAAAUGCAUGCGCAUAAAGACAGACUGAAACAGUGCAAGCAAGACUUACAAGACAUGAUAGACCAGGGCGUAGAGAAGACCUACAAGGAGAAAUACUACCAGCUCACGGUGACCAAGGCGAUGAGCAAAGACAUUAAAGAUUACUAUAUGGCGCUGGAGAAGUGCUUACUAGAAUUCCAUAAGGAGAAGAUGAAGAAUAUCAACCUUAUUGUAAGAGAAAUGUGGAGAAAGAUCUACAGAGGAAACGACAUAGACUAUAUCGAGAUAAAGACUGAUGGCGGCCUAACGGAAGACGCGGACCGGUACAAAUAUAACUACAGAGUGGUGCAAUGUAAGAACGGCGUCGAGAUCGACAUGCGCGGGCGUUGCUCGGCGGGGCAGAAGCUGCUCGCCUGCCUCAUCAUACGCCUCGCGUUGGCGGAAACCUUCAGCACCAGGUUCGGCGUCCUAGCACUAGACGAGCCAACAACAAACCUGGACCAGGAAAACAUAAAAUACCUGUGCAUGGCGCUCAACGAAAUAGUCCAAGAGCGAAUGGGCCAGAAGAACUUCAUGUUUAUCAUCAUCACGCACGACAAGGAGUUUAUCGACUCGCUAGGACAUAUCGAUCAGGUGUCCCACUACUAUGAGGUGUCGAGAAACGGCAAGGGCAAGUCUGAGGUGAAGAAAGUAUGCUUCUCUUAAUGUAAUCUCAAAAUUUAAAGACUAUUGUGGUAAACAAUUUGUCACCCUGGCAGUGAUGGUUUUUGUGGGCAGAAAACAUUAUUAGCUACAUAGAAAUGUGCGCUUUUCUUACAAAAGAAUCAAAUUGUCUGCCAAAAACAUGAAACUAUUUAAAUGAUAAAUGGUUCGUGGAUUAUUUUCGUUUAACUCGGGAAUUGUUCAACUAGACCAAUGGUUAGGGCAAUAAAUAAGGACUCAUUUAGACGU
This is a messenger RNA of Cydia splendana, 1677 nucleotides long. RefSeq names its product DNA repair protein RAD50-like. The record is from RefSeq and is a predicted model, not a curated record. Gene Ontology annotation, biological process: double-strand break repair; chromosome organization involved in meiotic cell cycle; telomere maintenance via recombination. The transcript has 8 exons. Gene Ontology annotation, molecular function: double-stranded telomeric DNA binding; G-quadruplex DNA binding; single-stranded telomeric DNA binding. Bases 1 to 1431 code for a protein of 476 amino acids. Gene Ontology annotation, cellular component: Mre11 complex; condensed nuclear chromosome. Lineage: Eukaryota; Metazoa; Arthropoda; Insecta; Lepidoptera; Tortricidae.